AUGGCGUUACCCAAACGAGUGCCUUGGGCUACUCUAACAGAGCUAGAUGAACUCUGUACUUGGAUAUACUCAGACGAAACCGACGCUGCCAGUAAACAACUUGCAAAAAAUAGGCUCUGCGCCUGGCAAGUCAACUGUCCUUUACCACAUGCGCUAGAGUCUGUAUUGUGUUUUAUCAAUGCCAUACUCUUGGAUUCGAAUAACGCAUCGACAUCGACGCUCUGUCAGGUUUACGCACUAGCUCUGAUUAGGUUUGUGAACGGCCUUGUGGAUCCCCUGCAACAAGGUGUCUUUGCCAGACCGAUAUAUAGCCUUGCAGCUCAAAUUGGCCUACCUUCAUGGAUAGUCGAGCUUCGCCACCGCUCUACUCACGAGGAUCUUCCAUCAAUCGAAGUGUUACGAGAAGCUACACACCAGUCAAUGCAAUGGCUGUUAAACCGUUAUUUUCUUCCCACACUCUCGCCGUCCAAUACAACAGACUUGGAGAGCAUAGAACUACCGCCACUAGAUCCACUUUUGACCGAAUACAAAACCCUUAUGAAAACAUGUCUUCGGGAUGCGUCACUCCAAGGUCGAAACAAGGCCGAGAUAGAAAGACUUUUCAAGGGGUUCUCUGCGUGGAUUACCGAUGCGUCCACUCUCUAUGCGGUGGACUUGUCCGUGCAAGGUUCCGAAUCUAAUAUAGGAGCCCAUAAGCUCAAGUUUGCGACCCGGAAAUUUUGUGAACGCUUAUCUGACAAGAACGGCUUGGUUCCUUUAUCCAAAAGCAAGCGUACGAAUCUGAAUGCUGCACUCGGCCAUCCUCCCAACCAGGAUAUAUGGGCACCCUUGAUACACCAUUUCGAUCAGACUAACGAAUAUUUUACCGAGGAAUUAUUGGCACAUAUGCUCCUUCUAGUGAACAAUAGCGCCAUUGCCGAGAACGAUCCGACCUAUUUGAGGACCAUUGCCUCUUGGGUACUUUGGAUAGUCGAUACCAUGGGAGACGAAACACUUCGGACGGAUUGUGUUCGAGAUUUGCUGAGUGGUGCAGGUUCUGAAGGGGGGAUUCCAUUGCAAAGUCUAGUUGAUUCACUUGUGUCACAGGAUGAAACUCUCAAGAAUCGUGUCACAGAUUUGAUGAAAGUAAUCAAGCCCAAAAAAGUGUCUUGGGAAACUGGGUCGAUGAGGGAACUCGAGGACAGACAACGCCAACUGGAACAAGCGCUACUCCGCAGUCCUGAGCCCGAGUCGAAUAAGCACUCUUCUAACUCAGUAUCGGCAUGA
This is a messenger RNA of Rhizoctonia solani, 1266 nucleotides long. Its product is annotated as pre-rRNA-processing protein LAS1. Gene Ontology annotation, molecular function: endonuclease activity. Gene Ontology annotation, biological process: maturation of 5.8S rRNA; maturation of LSU-rRNA. The transcript is spliced from 6 exons. NCBI's taxonomy places the organism in Eukaryota, Fungi, Basidiomycota, Agaricomycetes, Cantharellales, Ceratobasidiaceae. The coding region runs from base 1 to 1266 and encodes 421 amino acids. Gene Ontology annotation, cellular component: preribosome, large subunit precursor; Las1 complex. The record is from RefSeq and is a predicted model, not a curated record.